Molecule: messenger RNA, 600 nt
Organism: Aegilops tauschii subsp. strangulata
Lineage: Eukaryota; Viridiplantae; Streptophyta; Magnoliopsida; Poales; Poaceae
Source: RefSeq, a predicted model, not a curated record
AUGAAGGCACAGGCCGACAAGAAGCGCACUGAUCGCUCCUUCGUCGUCGGGGACGCCGUCUUCGUCAAGCUCCAACCCUACGUGCAAACGACGGUGGCACGUCGCACCAACCACAAGCUCUCCUUCCGCUACUUCGGACCUUACAAGAUCAUCCGCAUCGUCAACCCUGUCGCCUACGAACUCGAGCUUCCCGCCGGCGCCAAGGUCCACCCUGUCUUCCACGUCUCUCAGCUACGACGCGUGCUCUCCAACAACACGACGGUGGAAGACAAGCUAUCCCUUCCACCGGAGGAACCACUGUCGCCGGUGGAGAUCAUCGACACAUGCUGGCGCAACACCCCCCAGGGCCGGCGCGAGCAAGUACUCGUGCGCUGGUCUGAGCCAUCCAUCCUUGACGCCACCUGGGAAGACGCCAAGUCCAUGCGCGAGCGCUUUCCGGCUCUACUGGCUUGGGGGCAAGCCAACUCUCAAGGAGGAGGGGAUGUCAGCGCACGUACCGCCAAGGCAGUCGAAGGCUUCACCCCGAGACACGUCAACAGCCGGCCCAAGAGGAUCGCGCAGCCCAACAGAAGAUUCGUCGGGCCAGAAUGGGCCCGCUGA